AUGGUGUGGUGCAUUCGCUUCUCUCAGGAGCCCGCCGACCAGUCAGUGGUGCUGGGAGAACGGGUGGUGCUGUCCUGCGUGAUCUUCAACUACAGCGGCAUCGUACAGUGGACCAAAGACGGCCUGGCCCUCGGCAUCGGAGAGGGUCUGCGAGCCUGGCCCAGGUACCGUGUGCUUCGUGCUCUGGAUAUCGGCCAGUACAACCUGGAGAUCUCCUACUCUGAGCUGUCUGAUGACUCUCUGUACGAGUGUCAGGCCACAGAGGCCGCGCUGCGCUCCAGGAGAGCCAAACUCAACGUGCUCAUCCCCCCUGAGGACCCGGUGGUCGAUGGGUCCCCUGAGCUCCUGCUGAUGGCCGGGACGCCGUACAACCUGACCUGUGUGACCCGCGGGGCCAAGCCUGCAGCGCACAUCCAGUGGACCAAGGAUGGAGUCUUAAUAGAUGGGGCCUACCAGUCAACGGAGGUGCUCCCAGACAGGAAGAGGGUAACGACCAGGAGCUACCUUCCCAUCACACCAGCCGACACUGACAGCAGCCGCAACUUCACCUGUGUGGCCAGCAACCCUGCGGUGCCGAUGGGGAAACGAGCCACUGUUACUCUCAACGUCCACCACCCUCCCAUGGUGACGCUGUCCAUUGAGCCUCGGUCCGUCCUGGAGGGUGAAAGAGUCUCCUUUACUUGCCAGGCCUCUGCCAACCCUCCCAUCAUGGGCUACAGGUGGGCGAAAGGUGGCGUGCUUCUGGAGGGGGCCAGAGAGAGCAUGUUUGUCACCACAGCAGAUCACUCCUUCUUCACUGAGCCUGUGUCCUGUCAAGUCUUCAACGCUGUGGGAAGCACCAACGUCAGCAUCCUCGUAGAUGUGCACUUCGGCCCAAUCCUGGUGGUGGAGCCCAGGCCGGUCACCGUCGACGUGGACUCCGACGUCACGCUGAACUGCAAGUGGUCUGGCAACCCGCCGCUCACCCUCACCUGGACCAAGAAGGGCUCCAACAUGGUGCUCAGCAACAACAACCAGCUGUAUCUGAAGUCAGUGAGCCAGUCUGAUGCAGGCCAGUACGUCUGUAAGGCCAUCGUGCCCCGGAUUGGAGUGGGAGAGACUGAGGUCACACUUACAGUCAACGGCCCUCCCAUCAUCUCCAGCGAUCCGGUCCAGUAUGCUGUCAGAGGCGAGAGAGGAGAGAUCAAGUGUUACAUCGCCAGCACGCCCCCGCCUGAUAAGAUUGUCUGGGCGUGGAAGGAGAACGUGUGGGAGAAGGAGAAGGGCACCCUGAUGGAGAGGUACACGGUGGAGCAGAGUAAACCUCCAUCACAGGGCGGGGCCGUGCUCUCCACCCUCACCAUCAACAACGUCAUGGAGUCAGACUUCCACUCGCCUUAUAACUGUACCGCCUGGAACUCCUUCGGACCCGGGACCAUGAUCAUCACCCUGGAGGAGACGGAUAUUGUUCCGGUGGGAAUCAUCGCCGGUGGUACGGUGGGCUCCUCCAUUCUGCUGCUCAUGUUCCUGCUGGCGCUCGCCUUCUUCCUCUACCGCCAACGCAAAGGCAGCCGUCGGGGUGUCACCCUGGGUAAACCAGACAUCAAGGUAGAGACAGUCAACAAAGAGACCCACAGCCUUGAGGAGGAGGCGGCUGACGUCUCCACAGCAACCCGCAUGGUCAAGGCCAUGUACUCCCCGUUCAAAGACGACAUGGACCUGAAGCAGGACGUGCGGAGCGAGGGCGACACCAGGGAGGAGUACGAGCUCAAGGAUCCAACCAAUGGUUACUACAACGUCAGAGCCACCACCCACGAUGAGGCACGCCCCCAGUCCCGUGCCAUCCACUACCAGGGAGAGUUUCGUUCCCCGAACUCAAACAGCGGACCAGCCGGUGCAACUUCCAGUGGACCUCCAGCUGCUGCCAGCGGUGCCGUCCCCCCUAGUGGAGUGCCAGGAUCUAGAGCAGGCUGCUAUGACCCCCGCCCUCCUUCAAGGAUGUCCCACGCCACCUACGCCCAGUUCAACACCUUCACCAGGGUGGCACAGAGCCAGCAAGCACCUCCUAAUCCAGCUCUUCAGUCACCUGGAGAUUACCCUGGAGACUGCGGGCUGCUGGACAGCAACACCCAGCUGGCCUAUGACAACUAUGGAUACCCCUCCCAGUAUCCCAGCUACCGUAUGGGCUUUGCUCCACCCAUAGAGGAAGGACCAGCAUAUGAGAUGUAUCCAACAGGACAAGGGCCCGGACCAGGGCAAGGACCAGGGCCAGGACCUGGGCCGGGGCCGGGUCCAGGGCCUGGACAACAGAGUCCAGAAGCAGGACUAGGGCAAUAUGGAACCUCCACUCGCUUCUCUUAUUCAUCACCACCCUCUGACUAUUCCCAAAGACACACGCAGAGGAUGCAGACUCAUGUUUGAGAAACAUACUCACACACACUCUUUGACUUGCUUUUGGUGAUAGCUGAACUUAAAAAACAUCAAACAAAAACAUAAAUAAAUAU
Messenger RNA from Notolabrus celidotus (New Zealand spotty), 2483 nucleotides. It is a transcript of the gene kirrel1b, whose product is annotated as kirre like nephrin family adhesion molecule 1b. The transcript is spliced from 15 exons. Bases 1 to 2400 code for a protein of 799 amino acids. Gene Ontology annotation, biological process: cell-cell adhesion. Gene Ontology annotation, molecular function: cell adhesion molecule binding. The record is from RefSeq and is a predicted model, not a curated record. NCBI's taxonomy places the organism in Eukaryota, Metazoa, Chordata, Actinopteri, Labriformes, Labridae. Gene Ontology annotation, cellular component: cell-cell junction.